Dermacentor andersoni is the source of this 333-nucleotide messenger RNA. The record is from RefSeq and is a predicted model, not a curated record. Lineage: Eukaryota; Metazoa; Arthropoda; Arachnida; Ixodida; Ixodidae.
UGCGACGCGGACAUGAAAAUCUUGGCCUCGGACCCUAUGCGACCGGGGUCGGACUACGACGCUUUUGUCUGGCGGACGACAUGGUUGCGCCGGUGGUUCCAAGCGGGGCGCAUCGUGAAUGCCGGGGAAUACCUCCUCGGUGACAGUGGCUACCCCUUGGAGCCGUGGCUCCUGACCCCGGUUCCUGGCCAUCCUCCAGUGCACACAGCCGAGGGGCAGUACAACACAGCACAUGCCGCCAUGCGUUCCGUAGUGGAGAGGUGCAUUGGGCUCUUAAAGAGCCGUUUCCGCUGUCUUCAGCGAUAUCGCACCCUCCUCUACGAGCCGGAACGU